Messenger RNA from Zootoca vivipara (common lizard), 2370 nucleotides. RefSeq names its product protein CutA homolog. Gene Ontology annotation, biological process: response to metal ion. Lineage: Eukaryota; Metazoa; Chordata; Lepidosauria; Squamata; Lacertidae. Gene Ontology annotation, molecular function: copper ion binding. The record is from RefSeq and is a predicted model, not a curated record.
GCAAGCAAACACACCAUUUAUUUUUGUUUGCUUAUUUCACAGCGAUAGUCACGUCUGGAAAGGUGGCGAACAAGUGGGCGAGGAAAGGGAACCGCAGCCUUGGAGCAAGGGCUAGUAGCAGCUAUGGGCAGGUGCACUAAAAUGGCAAAAAUGCCGAUGGAGUGGUUUGUUCAGCGUUGCCAGGCUCUCCUCGCGGCGUCUGACUCGGCGUUGCGCCAGGGAUACUUGACUUUGCUGCUGAUUAUGAGUUUCUCCUUGCUAAUGUAUCCAGUGCUGAGAACCAUUGUCCUCCAUUUGCACUCUGCUGUUACUGGUAGCUAUAUUCCUGGAUCUCAUUCCAUUGCACUCGUCAAUUGCCCCAAUGAACAGACUGCUAGAGACAUUGCAAGGGCAAUUAUGGAGAGAAAAUUGGCUGCUUGCGUGAAUAUCCUCCCCAAAACCUCAUCCAUGUAUAUUUGGAAUGGAGAGAUAGAGGAAACUACAGAGAUACUUCUGCUGAUGAAAACAAGGACCUCCAAAAUCAAUGAGUUGUCAGAAUAUAUCAGCUCCUUGCAUCUAUUCGCAAUCCCUGAAUUUAUCAGCCUGCUCAUUGACCAGGGAAACCCGGCCUAUUUAAAAUGGAUGGAGGAGAGUAUCCCGUAUGAUUAGCCACCAUCAUCCAGAAGAUGCUUCUGGACAGACUUUCCCAAAGGACUUGUGGAUAUUGCCAGCUACCAUAGCAUGACAGUCCCCUAUUUUUGCAGACACGGUCAAGAUGGAAAAGCAACUGAGAAUGCUCCGUUAGUGGUUCUGAGUUGCAUGAGAGUGGGAUCCUCUCUGGAAGAAACAGGAUCCUUGUGUUGCAUCUUGCUCAGUUUUGCUGUUUCGGUUUAACAUUUUGUGGCUAUAAUUCUCCAAAGAAAGUAGCUGUAUAAGAAGCAAAGUCUUAAAUGUCUCCUAACAUCCAGACCUGCUUGCACAGUUGCCUCUCUCACAUUUUCACUGGUAUCUCAGAAACCAAGAAAAUGGUGUUUUAAGGAAUUUGGUGAACAAGAAGUAGCAGUGUGAGCCAACCCUAAGAUUUGGUUUGGACCCUGAUUAGGUGCUUUGGAAAACAGCUCAGUCCGAGACACUUCAUGGUUGCCCAAUUUGGCUUGGGAGGUAUGGAAGUCUGCUACAUUUCCACCCACUCCAUUCAGUAUUUCGGGCUGAACUUUGUUCGCUUUUUUGCAAAAGGGGGUGAAAUUUACAGGCACUGCAAUGGAUAAUUUACAAGCAUUGCAAUGCCAAAUUACAAGUAAAGAGGUCAGAGGGCUUUUGUACUAGACUCUGUUAGAGACUGACUUUUAAAAACAAACAGAAACACCUAUAAUUUCUUAUUUUGGGGAGAACUGAGUGAAAUUUGCGGCCAUGAUAAUCCCUUAUGAGUGCAUGACACUUACUCAGAAGUGGUUUUCCAGCAAGUACAGCUGCCACAGGUUGGGGGUGUGUAAAAAAGGAGUCAAGACCCUGAUGUUGGGAAAGAUGGAGGGCACUAGGAGAAGGGGACGACAGAGGACGAGAUGGUUGGUCAGUGUUCUCGAAGCUACCAACAUGAGUUUGACCAAACUGCGGGAGGCAGUGGAAGACAGGAGUGCCUGGCGUGCUCUUAAUCUGAGAUCUGCCAAAUUGCAGACAAACAGGUUCAGGGGUUUGGUGAUUUGAUUUUGGAGUGGGAAGAAUGAAAAAGGAUUAUCUUUCUAGUGGGCUUCAGAGGUUUCCACUUCCACCUCUGUGGAAAAUAUUAAUCACCUCCGAAAAAGAAAAAAACCUUUUCAUUCUUUAAAUUCCCUAUUCUGGCUUCUCCAUAAAAUAAAAAUAUAUAAGCACCCCUCUCUCUUUCUCUUUCUCUCUCCUCUGAAAAACACUACUCACUUCCAAUUCCAUUUGCCUAGACAUAAGUGGGUUUUGUCUGUGCUCCUUGCACACAGACUAAUCUCAUCAAAUUCAGUGGGUGGCUGCAAACAGCUUCCACCUCAUUCCAAAAUGGCAGCCUUUCCCAGCCUGGUGUCCUCCAACAUGCCGUCCAUCUUCAUGCUGGCUGAGGUUGGGAGUUGUAGUCCAAAACAUAUUGGAGGACACCAGGCUGAGGAAGGCUGGCACGGCACAAAGGCUUGCAUGAUAAUUUUAAGUGCAUGGGAAAUUCCUCUUUAAUCUGCUGUUAGUCCAUUAUGUGAUAAAGCUCCUACAACAUCUGGAAAUGAAUUCUGCUCUCCUCCCCUCCUCAAAGUUAUUAGAACUAUAGUAGCUAAAGCAAAAUGGCAUGGUGUGUGUGUGAAACUAAUCGGUUUAUUCCCCCAUCCCUUAAAAUGUAGUUGUCAUUCUCUACUCAAAAACUGAGAAAUGAGGGGC